Molecule: messenger RNA, 630 nt
Organism: Camelus dromedarius (Arabian camel)
Lineage: Eukaryota; Metazoa; Chordata; Mammalia; Artiodactyla; Camelidae
Product: serine protease inhibitor Kazal-type 9-like
Exons: 4
Coding region: 44-430 (128 amino acids)
Molecular function (GO): protein binding
Source: RefSeq, a predicted model, not a curated record
AAGGUCAAUUUUUAACGAGGACAGGACCCUGCCUUGUGUAUAUAUGUGUGUAUUUGGCGGACUGCUUUUUCUCGCUCUCUCUGAACUUCCUGCUCAGAGCAGUGUAUCCCUACGGCCCUCCUUCAUCAUCACUAUGAAGAGCAUCACCGCUUGUGUCAUCCUUGCUCUGGCAGCCACUACGUGGGCUGCCUCUCUACCUGCAAUACGGCCAAAAAGGAUAUUUCUGUGCCCCAAAUAUUCUGAUUAUACUGUAUGCACCUUGGAGUACAAUCCUCAUUGUGGAUCUGAUGGAAGAGUAUACGGCAACAAAUGUUUGUUCUGCAGCGCCGUUGCGAGGAGCCGCGGCACGCUUUUUUUCGUAAAAUAUGGACCAUGCAGAGUCUCCCCGGUGCCCAAGGGCCCUACAUAUGUUUUGGCAGAGUCCACAUAGAGAACUGGUUUCCCUAGGACGGUUGUGGGGACAAAUCCAGAGAUCUGAUUCUUCAAUAAAAGAUUUUCAGCAGAAAGUUGUCAGGGUUGUCUUUGUGGAUACAAUUCUUCUUUUCAAGAAAUCAUCGAUGCUCAUUUUCCUAAAUGUAUAAAUCAUACAGAAAUAUUUCCUCUAUUUCUACUCACUUUGGGAGCUGGAGA